UCGCGGAAGGAAGACAUCUCCGUGCACAGUGAGACGUAACAAGCUAGCUGUUUUAGCUAAGCCCAGCUAGCAAACCAAAAACGCAGAACCUAACUGGGAGGAUCGGAUCAGAAUUCUGUUCUUUUUAGUCAGGUUUGGGCCAUGGUGAAGUUACGAGCCAGAUGUAUUCUUGUAGGAGCUGCAGCAGUAGGGAAGAGUGCUCUGUCUCAGAUGUUCCGCAGUGACGGCGCCCACUUUCAGAAGAACUAUGAUAUGACUGCUGGUGUGGAGCUGCUGAUGAAGUCAGUGAACAUUCCAGGGACCAGCGACACUGUGGAGCUGUACAUUUUUGACUCCGCAGGACGAGAGACCUUUGUGGAGGCCUGCAAGAAAAUGUGGGGACAGCCGUCGCUGGUGUGUGUGGUCUUCGACAUCAGCAGCCAGGCCUCCUUCAGUAGCUGCAGUCACUGGCUAGAGAGAGUCAGAGCCCAGGCUAAUGGACUGCAGCUACCGGGAGUGAUCGUGGGGAACAAGUCAGACCUGUCAGUGAGGAGGGAGGUGGAUUCGACUGAGGCAGAGGAGUGGGCCCGGAGCCAGGGUCUGGAGUACCACGAGACGUCCGUUAAGGAGAUGGUGAACUGUGAUGCUCCCUUCCUGAGUUUAGCACAAGCCUUCUACACCAUGUACCAGGACCGCAGGCAGCUGGUCCAGGCCCUCAGUUAACAGUCCACAGCGAUUUGCCGCUUGUUGUACUUAAUUAGACCUGCUGCUAUGUUACCACACAUCACUAUAUACGAAUACAAAUUAAACAUUUUGUACUUUUCUG
Molecule: messenger RNA, 805 nt
Organism: Electrophorus electricus (electric eel)
Lineage: Eukaryota; Metazoa; Chordata; Actinopteri; Gymnotiformes; Gymnotidae
Gene: ift27
Product: intraflagellar transport 27 homolog (Chlamydomonas)
Molecular function (GO): GTPase activity; GTP binding
Source: RefSeq, a predicted model, not a curated record